UAAUAAUGAAUAUUUCUUAUUAUAGAGCCAGUGCUGUAAAUAAAAUGUAUUGUGUUCUUACUUCCUAGUGUUUCAUUUUUUUUUUUAAAUAAUGAUGUUUUAGUAAUGUUGUUAAAUGAUUUCAUAGUGUUUUAAAAACUAAAACAAGAUAAUAUUUUAGUCCUUCUUGUUAUUUGUUAUUGCUUUUAAAAUAAUAUUAACAACAAAAAUAUCUACUUAUGUAUAAUCUUUGAAGUAUGUUUAUGUAAAACAUCACCAGAAAAAUGAGCGACGAUAUUUAUUAUGGUAAAAGUAUAGGUCUCUGGAUGUCGGAAAAGAAGAGUCAAAAACUUAAUUGGAAGGAAUUUAUCAAAGCUUGUAACUUACAUGGUUAUAAUUUGGUUAAGUUAGAUUUAGAGAGGGCAUUUGAAGACCAAGGAAGAAUAGAUGUUUUUUUGCACAAAUUAACUGAUGUCAUAGCAGCAGCUGAUCAAGGUGAUACGAAGGCAGCAAAUAUUAUUAAUCGUGCGGAACAGUAUUUAUCGAAUCAUCCUAAUAUAACUGUGAUUGACCCAUUAGAUAAUGUGAGGAUUUUAUUGAAUAGGUAUUGUUAUUACACAUUAUUGCAAAAUGAGUCAUCAUUUCAAAGUCAAGGCAUCUUCACACCUGCCUUUGCAGAAUUCACGACAAGUAAUACAGAACAUAACAUUGAGAUUAUGAGGCAGAGGGGUGUGAGAUUUCCAGUGAUAUGCAAACCUACUAUAGCCCAUGGAUCUAAAUCAGCUCACGAAAUGGUUCUAAUAUUUAAUGAGAGAGGACUUAAUGUAGCCAAACCACCUUGUGUUGUUCAAAGUUUUGUUAAUCAUAAUGCUGUUUUGCAUAAGGUCUUUGUUGUGGGAAACAGAUAUCACAUUUGUGAACGACCAAGUCUUAAAAAUUUCUAUGCCUCAGAAGACUUGGAUCCAAUAUACUACAGCACCGGAGAAGUUUGUAAAGCUGACAGCCAAUCCACAUUGUCUAUAUUGGACCCCAAUGAUAAGGCUGAUAUAAAGAUGUGUCUAAAUGAAGACAGAAUAAAAGAAAUAAUCAGAGUAAUGAGAAAGAAGAUUGGCUUAAUAUUGGCUGGAUUUGAUGUAGUCAUAGAUAAUAUAACAGACCAAAUAUAACCACUGCCACAUGAUGAUUCACGGCAUAGUAUUGUAAUAUCCUCGCAGUAAUUUGAGGUCAUAUUUACUACGAAGCAAAAAGAAAUAUAUCCAUAUACAUGAAUAUAAAUGAAGGAUAAUGAGAUUUCAACGAAGACAUGCUUUUUAUAAAAAUAUUGUGAUGAUUUCAUCUGAUUUUGAUUGAACACAUUGUUUAGUUUAAAAAUAACUUUUGAGAUGAUUUUGAGAUUACUGCCAAUAUCAAUAAGGUUCAUUAUUAUUUGAUAAAAAAUAUCAUAAUUGAUGUAAAUAUAUAAUCCUGUUGUGGGCGUAUGAAUGUGUAAUUUAAUCAAACAUGCUUUGAUUGUGACUUAAGUAUUAAUUUGUAGUUAUAUCAGUUUAAAUUUUUAUUUGUUAAAAACCAAAUUGUAUAUUGGUUCUGUUUUUGAAAAAUCUCUCUGAUUUUUGUGAAGUUAUAUCUUAAAACGUUUCUCAACUAAUAAACUUUCAAAGUAUCUUAAAACGUUCAAUAUGUACAUGAAAAGUACAAUAUACAGUUGAAAUCUUAAUCUUAUGUUGGUAUAUGUAAUCUUUAAUAUAAAUCACAUAACUCAAACUACAAUACUAUAUAAUUGGCAGUACUGAUAUUCGAAAGAGAUAUAAUCAUCUAUUUGUAUCAAAUACAACCAAAAGUUGUUAUUAAAAUAGACCAAACAUUUAUAAAAAUCAUACUUAAUCAUACUUAAUCAUAUUUCAUAUUAAACCUGAGACCAACAACAUUACCCUUCCCCGCUACACGCGAGCGAAGCCUUGGGCGGAAACUAUAAAAUAUCAUAUAUUAACAGUAAUAUCUUAUAUAUUAAUAGUAGCUGUCUGUCUGUUAAGUUUCACUGGUGGUAGAGCUUUGUGCAAGCUCGUCUGGGUAGGUACCACCCACUCAUCAGAUAUUCUACCGCAAAACAGCAGUACUUGGUAUUAUUGUGUUCCAGUUUGAAGGGCAGGUGAGACAGUGUAAUUACAGGCAAAAGGGACAUAACAUCUUAGUUCCCAAGGUUGGUGGCGCAUUGGUGAUGUAAGCGAUGGUUAACAUUUCUUACAAUGCUAAUGUCUAUGGGCGUUGGUGACCACAUACCAUCAGGUGGUCCAUAUGCUCGUCCGCCUUCCUAUUUUAUAUAAAAAAAAAGUUUUCGCGGCUAAACAACAGAAUCGAUUUUGAUGAAAUUUAGUAUAAAGCAAGGUUGAACCCCAAGUAAAGACAUAGGCUACUGUUUUAUACAAAUCACAAUAACGACAACAAUAUUUAUAUAUAUAAAUAUAUAUAGUUACAUUGACAACAAUUCGAUUAUUCGUGGCUCUUUUCGAGCCAAGAAUUAAUGCGUUAAGUUUCAAAAAGAACUUUUUUAAACAUAUUGCAUUAUAAAUACAUGCAUUUAUAUUGCAAUUUUUUUUUAUUAUACAUUUAUCUAUAUUAGUUACAAUUCAAUGUCCUAAUUUUUGUAUAUGUAUUAACUGUGUGCCUUUUGAGUAUUGCCAUAAUACUUAAAAUUAUUAAUAAUAUGAAUAUUAAUAAAUUCAGCAUUUAUAUACAAUUAUUUUGUUUUUGUAAAUAUAACAUCAAAAAAAUAUUCUAUAAAUAUGAGAUUAACAAAUUAUUUUAUUUUUUAUAGUUACAAUUCCGUAUAUUAGAACAAAAAUAUCUCG
Molecule: messenger RNA, 2825 nt
Organism: Nymphalis io (European peacock)
Lineage: Eukaryota; Metazoa; Arthropoda; Insecta; Lepidoptera; Nymphalidae
Product: inositol-tetrakisphosphate 1-kinase-like
Exons: 6
Coding region: 264-1145 (293 amino acids)
Biological process (GO): inositol trisphosphate metabolic process
Cellular component (GO): cytoplasm
Molecular function (GO): ATP binding; magnesium ion binding; inositol-1,3,4-trisphosphate 5-kinase activity
Source: RefSeq, a predicted model, not a curated record